UCAGCAAGGAUGUCAGUAUUAUUGGAGACAACGCUUGGUGACAUUGUGAUAGACCUUUACACUAAAGACAGGCCCAGAUCAACUAUGAACUUUCUGAAGCUGUGCAAACUGAAGAUGUACAACUACUGUAUGAUCCACUGUGUUCAACGCAACUUUGUUAUCCAAACAGGUGAUAUUGACCAAAAAGGCGGCAGCUCAAUCUUCAAAGUCCUGUAUGGCGAGCAAGCUAAAUUCUUUGAGAAGGAAAAUGUUCCCAAAAUAAAACACACCCAAAAGUUGACGGUUUCUAUGGUUAACGAUGGUAAUGGUUACCAUGGUUCCCAGUUCCUGAUAACUACAACUGAGGACGCAGAUGCUCUGGAUAGUCAACACACUGUCUUUGGUAUCGUUAGUGAAGGGGAAGAUGUGGUGUCUCAGAUUAAUGAGGCGUAUUGUGACGAGAAAGGGAGACCUUAUCAGGACAUCAGGAUCCAUCACACUGUAAUCCUACAUGAUCCUUUCUCAGACCCAGAGAUGCUUCCUGUCCCACCUCGCUCUCCCUCUCCUCCACCCUAUGUCAUACAAUCGGACAGGUUGGCGGUGGGAGAGACGGUCAACAAGUUAGCUGGACAUAAUACAGAAGAUGUGGUGGAGUACAUCGAGGAGAAAGAACUCAAAGCUAACACUCAAAUGUUAGAAAUAAUCGGGGAUAUUGCUGAUGCUGAUAUGAAGCCCCCGGAGAAUGUACUCUUUGUGUGUAAACUGAACCCUGUUACUUCUUCAGAUGAUCUGGAGAUAAUCUUUUCUCGUUUUGGGACUAUCGAGUCAUGUGAGGUUAUCAGAGACUGGAAGACCGGGGACUCCCUCUGUUACGCCUUCAUCGAGUUCGCUGACGUUACGGACUGCGAGGCUGCCUACUUCAAAAUGGACAAUGUUUUGAUCGACGAGCGCAGAAUACAUGUGGACUUCUCUCAGAGCGUUUCUAAACUUUAUUUCAACAGGAAUUCUAAAAACCAAAUGAAAUACUCUGCUCAGAAUAACGAUGAUAAAUCACGUGAUAAAAGACGGCCUCAGAAUGACAAUUUAAGGUCAAAACAGAACGAUGAACUAAUGAGGCCAAAACGGAAUAACGACCAUAUUAAGUCUAACCAGAAUGUUGAUCCUAUGAAGUCUAGGGGGGAAGAUAAAAACAAUAAAUCAACGCGGAACGAUGACCAUGUAAGGUCAAGGCGAGACGAUGGCCAAAUAAGGUCAAGGCGGGAAGAUGGCAAAGACAAUUUAAAGUCAAGGCGGGACAAUGAUCAUUUGAGGUCAAGGCGGGAAGAUGACCGUGUAACGUCAAGGCGGGAUGACGACCAUAAAUCUAGGCGGCACAACGACCUUAUCAAGUCUAGGCGGGAUGAUGAUUAUAUAAAUUCUAGUCGGGAAGAAGACCAUAAACGGUCAAGGCCGCAAGAUAUCCAUUUAAAGUCAAGGCGGGAAGAUGACCCUGUAAUGUCAAGGCGGCGGCACGAUGACCAUAUCAAGUCUAGGCGGGAUGAUGAAUUUAUUAAUUCUAGUCGGGAAGAAGACCAUAAACGGUCAAGGCGGGAAGAUGACCAUGUGCGGUCAAGGCGGGAAGAUGGCCAGAUAAAGUCAAAGCGGGAAGACGACCGCAUAAAUUCGAGGCGGGAAGACGACGAUAUUAAGUCAAGACGGAAAGAUGACCAUAUAACGUCAAGGAGGGUGGAUGGCGAAAGUAAGUCUGAAAGAAGUAACAGUCGUUCAGAUCCUGUUAAAGAUAUGAAAGUAUCUCGGUUAGAUAAGAAAGAUGAUAAAAUAAAUAAAUCCGAUCCAAAGAAGCCAGCCAAGAAACUUCGUACAAAAUCUCCCUCGACUACAGAAGAGUCUUCAUCAGAUUCAGAGGAUUCUUCGUCAGAUUCAGAUGAGGUAUCUAAAGUUAAACCACAGAAAGACUCCAAGCAACGAGCCGUUAGUGAUACUGAUAAGGAAGGUAAUAAGAAAAAGCGCCUAAAAGCGGACAAGACUGAAUCUUCACUGAAAGAAAACCAAAGAAAAUCACGAGAUAAAGAAGAAGAGAGAGCAAAAGCAAAGGAACUUCAGACUAAAAUUGCCGACCUAGAGCUUAAGAUCAAGAAGAUGAAAGAAGAAGAACUAGAAGACGGCCCCAGUAAGUCUAUGAAGAAACACAAAAAAGCAAAAAAAACGAAGGGUACACGAUGAGCAAUGUUGAAACUAUGAACUGCAAACGCUCUCAAUGAUUCAGGCUUUGGCUCCUGAAACCCUUUCGGCACCGUUCACUGCCCUCCAAUAGACACGACCUGGCUCGUUCGACAUCUUGCUUAUAUUUGGUUUUAUUGAUGAUGUAAAUCCCUCUUUAUUGAUGAUGUUAAUUCCUCGCAGCUAGAAAUCUGUUAUGUGCCUUAAUUUCCUUACUAAUUAUACACAUAAUAUUCAUAUUGUAAGUUUACCCCAGGAAUAAUUACAUUAUAUUAAUAA
Bolinopsis microptera is the source of this 2478-nucleotide messenger RNA. RefSeq lists its product as uncharacterized. Gene Ontology annotation, biological process: protein peptidyl-prolyl isomerization. Gene Ontology annotation, molecular function: peptidyl-prolyl cis-trans isomerase activity; RNA binding. The record is from RefSeq and is a predicted model, not a curated record. The transcript has 8 exons. NCBI's taxonomy places the organism in Eukaryota, Metazoa, Ctenophora, Tentaculata, Lobata, Bolinopsidae. Bases 10 to 2202 code for a protein of 730 amino acids. Gene Ontology annotation, cellular component: nucleus.